Molecule: messenger RNA, 993 nt
Organism: Closterium sp. Naga37s-1
Lineage: Eukaryota; Viridiplantae; Streptophyta; Zygnematophyceae; Desmidiales; Closteriaceae
Source: the annotation of a GenBank genome assembly
AUGCAAAGCAUCAGCACCCAUCUACACCUCUCUUUGCCCAUCUACACCCAUCUGCACCCAUCCACACCUCAUCUGUACAGAUUCUUGGGCUCGCAUCUCCUGCAGCAGCUGCUAGCUGCGGGCCACACAGUCAGGUGCCUCUGCAGGCAACCCAACACCCUGCCGCCCCACCCCCGCAUUCAGUGCCGCCCCACCCACACCACACAUCCAGGUAGGCUUUUACUGGAUAACCUCAAAUGUCGCCUCUGUCCCAAAGCCACCACGGACAGACAACCCCAUGCCAUGCCCUGCCGCCCCACCAACUUGUCCUGGCAGGCCCCUCCUCCCUCGAUACCCUCCUCCAAGGCACCUCGGGUCAUCAUCCACCCACCAUGCCUGCGUCUCUCUUCCGUCCCUCUUAGCACUCGCUUCCUCCCCACCCCCAUCCCCCAGGUGGUGAUCGGAUCUCUCUCCGACCCCUCUGCCCUCGACUCCCUCCUCCAAGGAUCUCUCUCAGACCCCUCUGCCCUUGAAUCGCUUCUCCAAGGCACCUCGGGUCUCUUCCACCUGGCAGGAGUCGUCAUCCACUCACGCGCCGCCACGUCAGCACCACCACAACAACAACAGCAACACCCGACCCCCACGUCCACCCCUCAACCGAGCUCCACCGCACAGCACCCCUCCCUCGACCAAACCACCGUUGACGGCACGUUAGCCGUGCUCGAAGCGGCUCUUAAAGCCGGGGUUAAACGCAUAGUCUAUGCAUCCACGUCAGGGACUGUUGGUGCUUUCACAGACUCCCGACAGGUGGCGAGCGAUGAUUCGCCGUACGCGAGGGAGGUGGUGGGGGGGUGGCCGUAUUACCGGGCGAAGAUAGAGGCCGAGGAGAGGGCGAGGGGGUAUGCGGAGCAGCAUGGUUUGGAGCUCGUUUGCAUGCGACCCACUCUCAUUCUAGGGCCAGGUGGGUUGAGAGAAUUUGAAGGCAUCUCCUUAUGUAUGCGUCAAGUGAAAUGA